AUGGCCUCGUCGUCCGGCAACGACGACGACCUCACCAUCCCCAGGGCUGCCAUCAACAAGAUGAUCAAAGAGACGCUGCCCAACGUCCGCGUGGCGAACGACGCCCGGGAGCUGGUGGUCAACUGCUGCACUGAAUUCAUCCACCUCAUCUCCUCCGAGGCCAACGAGAUCUGCAACAAAUCGGAGAAGAAAACCAUCUCCCCGGAGCAUGUCAUACAAGCACUAGAAAGUUUGGGAUUUGGCUCCUAUAUCAGUGAAGUAAAAGAAGUCUUACAAGAAUGCAAAACAGUAGCACUAAAGAGAAGAAAGGCCAGUUCACGCUUGGAGAACCUCGGCAUUCCGGAAGAAGAGCUACUAAGGCAGCAACAGGAAUUAUUUGCACAAGCUAGACAACAGCAAGCAGAACUGGCGCAGCAGGAAUGGCUACAGAUGCAGCAAGCAGCUCAACAGGCACAGCUCGCUGCUGCCUCAGCCAGUGCAUCCAAUCAGGCAGGAUCCUCUCAGGAUGAAGAUGAUGAAGAUGAUAUCUGAAAAUCACCAGCUGAGUUGUCUUACUAAGAAAUACUUUUCCUGCACAACGAAAACAGUGAAAUGAAUGCUUACCUGUAAGUUUGUAUGCAUCGUGGACUGGCAGUUGGUAUUCUAGGGGUGUCUGCUGUUGUGUGCUGUACAUGUAUAAACUGUCUUUUUUCGAACUCUUGAAGAAUUAAGGUUCAGUAUCAUAUCAACUUUGGAUUUUUAAUGGUGUAUAUGGAAAUUUUAGAUAGCGGUGCGUCAUUUAUUUGAUCAAUAAACAGUGUUACAAUAAACAACAAGUUUAUAAAAUAUAGUGAGAUUUAUACAAAAAGCUCUAAAUCCACAUUUGCAUUUCUUCCCUUUUAACUAAACUAUAAAAUCUUACUUAGAAUUUUUAAUUGUUUUUGGGGGAGUGGUACAGUAGACAUAAUCUGUUAAUGGGAAAAAGCAGAGUUCAGCAUAGAAGAGCCUGAAUUCUUAGUUCUUUUUAAAAUGGCAAUAAAGAUUAUAUAUGCUCGAAUACCACACUGGUUAAAAUUUGAAAAUGAUACAUUUUCACCAAGCUAGGAAAAGGUAUGUUUAAUAGGAGUUGUACAAAUUCAAUCAUUUUUUUGUAUAGGGGUGAAAAAAAUAAACCCAUGGUUUUAUCAUGACAUCCUUUGACAGUCCUAACUGAUUAUUUCUCUUCAAAGAGACUGCCUGGUUUGAAGAACUAACGUUUCUAUUAUUUCACUCCAGUUUAAUGUUAACUGUUGUUGAUGGUAUUUUGUAGUCCAGAUUUAUUCAUAUUGUUGAAAUAUGAAGCCGGAACUUAAUGAAACAAAGCUGUUUGUUCCGCUGAUGUGACUGGGAGUGAUUAAGUAUUCAAGCCUAAGAAGGCAAAAGCUGACCUUAAGAGCAUGCUUAUCAUAAAAGAGGGAAUUUAUUUAACUUUGAUUAGUCCUUGUUGUCAGCAUAAUGCUAACAUUCUCCAGACUAGGUUGCCACUGGAUUACUAAAAUACCUUGUUGAAAGACAGCAAUUUAUUCAGACUGGUUUGUAGGUAAAUCUAGGUUUUUGAUAAACUGUUCCCCAAGAGUGAUCAGCAAUACAUGAAACAGAAAUUAUGUACUUGUCCUUUCGAUAGUUCUGUUGAUUUAAUGGAUGAGCAGCUGUCCUUUGUGUUGAAAUAAAGCACAGUAGUGUCCAUUGCUGAGUUUUAAUGUGUUACUUGAAGUAAUACUGGCAUAUCUUCUGGUACACUAAUCUGAGCAGACUAGAAAAGCCACUUGCAUGCUGCUGUAGAUGAUCUCUAUCUAAUAAUGUGGAUUGUUCUAUUAACUUAUGUCCUCAGCAAGCUGGUCCAGUUAGAGUUCUUGAGGAGGGCUGCAGCAGUCUGUUUACAUAAGGAUGCAAACAGAAAAUGGUGAGCCCAUUUUUACAUGAAGAUCUGGACAGGAUAUAAUUGGCAUAUAUUCAGAUCUCAGUCACAUAGUGACUUUUGGUUUAAAUUUGGGAUGUCUUAAGUUGCAUAUUGGAUAAAUGCAUUAGUGCAGUGAAAACUCAGAAAAGUAUUUGUUUGAAUGUUUAAGUUUAAAAAAGAAAAACAAAACAAAAAAACUUUUGUGGAUACUAUAUGACAGAUGUUAGGCAAGGUUUGACCGAGGAAGUGGUUUUCUGUAAAGGUUUAAGUACCAAAGGUAGAAAAUCUAGUCUAGUGAUACAAUGUUAAUGUGCAGUGUUGGCUUUUCUAAUUUGUACUGUAACACCUUCACACUUUCUAUUUUAAAUGAGUCUUUUCCUUCUAAAUAAUACUAGGUAUAUUUUCACACCUUUCUUUUCUGAUGCAGAAAUCAGGUUAACAUUUUACUGCAUCUGGUAUGUAUGGUGUAAUAUGUUUGGAUUCUUGUGACCUUUCUUUUUGGACAUUCUUGUGCUUUUUCAUAUGCUGUAUUCUUCAAGCAAUAAAAUUCUGAUGUGUUUUUAUAAAA
This is a messenger RNA of Pseudopipra pipra, 2486 nucleotides long. RefSeq names its product down-regulator of transcription 1 (gene DR1). The record is from RefSeq and is a predicted model, not a curated record. Lineage: Eukaryota; Metazoa; Chordata; Aves; Passeriformes; Pipridae. Gene Ontology annotation, molecular function: protein heterodimerization activity; TBP-class protein binding; RNA polymerase II general transcription initiation factor activity. The transcript is spliced from 3 exons. Gene Ontology annotation, cellular component: negative cofactor 2 complex. Gene Ontology annotation, biological process: negative regulation of transcription by RNA polymerase II; RNA polymerase II preinitiation complex assembly. The coding region runs from base 1 to 531 and encodes 176 amino acids.